AUGUCUAAAAAGUCAGAAGACGAGGAAGACUUGCAGCAUUUCAAGUUGCUUUACGAAGUCCUGUCCACAGAACUAGGCGACUUCUUCGAUGAGGUGAACGGCCUCCUAUCUAAUAGCUUGAUCACAUAUCCCCUUCUCUGGACAAUCUUUCCCCGUGGUGAGAUCUGUCUCUCCGCAGACGAGUUGGGACAGGCUGUAAGAGCUCGGAAGGGUGCAUAUUCGAAAGAGAGUUACAGGCUCAGAUGCGACUUCAUCGACACGGAUGGCAAGACUUUUGGACUUGCAGGCACAUGCUUGGAGAUACCUUGCUUCAAGGACACAGCGUCAAUCGCAAGGUUACCCGUCAGCCCCCUUAAGUACAACCCAGAGGCAGAGGGGAUCAAGGAAGUUCUGGUUCGUCGGGGACGGCGCUUUGCAGAGCUCUCUGGCUUCCAUCACAAGAAGUGUAACGGUCAAGAGUGGUACAUUGGGCGCAAAGAAGCUUGGCAGCCGAGAAAGUCAACUGGGCGUAUUAUUAUUGACCCCGAGACAUUUGACGAUAACAACCCUGCUAAGGCCGUGUUCCUGAGGCCCUUGAGCUCAGACCAAGACGAUGUGACUUCAUUCGAAAGAUCCUUCAAAUUAUUCACUGUGGAUGAUGUCCGCGAAAUUGGGUGGAACGACACCUGCACAUCGAACCUCAUCCUCCCCAAUGGGUACAAAGAUCUCUUGCUAUCUCUAGUUGAGGAGCAGAUGCUUGCUGAAGAUGGCUUUGAUGAUUUCAUUGAGCAGAAGGGCCAGGGCUUGGUUCUCCUCCUCAGUGGCGACACAGGUGUUGGCAAGACUCUAACAGCUGAAGUCGUCAGCGCUUGUCAACUGGGAUUCGAUGCCGAAGAGCUUGAGGCAAGGCUGAAGCUAGUGUUAGACAUCGCAUCUAAGUGGGAUGCCGUACUGUUACUCGACGAGGGCGAUGUUUUUCUUGAGAAGCGGACGACAUCUGAUCUCCACCGCAAUAGAUUGGUCUCCAGCACUCUGAUCAUCACAACAAAUCGCGCCGCGGUUAUUGACGAGGCAAUCAAGUCGCGCAUUCACAUUAACAUCCGACUUCCUGGGCUGAUCAGCGAGGCCCGAAAGAGCCUAUGGGAGAAUCUGCUAAAGGAGAACAGCAUCAAGCACGGUCUUGUCGAGGCUAACUUUCAGUCAUUGGCAGAGGUUGAUAUCAAUGGAAGAGAAAUUAAAAAUGCCCUCAAGUCAGGCAUACUCAUGGCACGGAAAGUAAAGGAGCCUGUAUUGAUGACUCAGCUACGGGUUGUUCUAGACAUUCUCACAGCAUCGAAGACCAUUUAG
Messenger RNA from Colletotrichum fioriniae, 1326 nucleotides. Lineage: Eukaryota; Fungi; Ascomycota; Sordariomycetes; Glomerellales; Glomerellaceae. The record is from RefSeq and is a predicted model, not a curated record.